Messenger RNA from Paramecium sonneborni, 936 nucleotides. NCBI's taxonomy places the organism in Eukaryota, Ciliophora, Oligohymenophorea, Peniculida, Parameciidae. The record is from the annotation of a GenBank genome assembly.
AUGAAAUUUUAAAUCUUUUUAAUUAUUUCAUAGCAAUUUCUUAGUUUUGUAUUUUCAGCAUGUGUAGAUCAAACUAGAACACCAAUGAUAAUUGGUAAAAUACCACCAUGUCCAUUUUAUGAUAAUUAACCAGUUUGUUGUAGACAAGAUAAUAUAGAUUAAAUGACUUCAAAUUAUCGUUCAAUUGAUGCAACAUUUGGUUAAGAUGGAGGAGGAUGUGAUAUGUAUUUUUAAAUCCUAGUUUAUUUUUAGUUGUGGAGCUAAUUUGAAGAGAUUUUGGUGCAUUUAUACUUGUGAUCCAGAUCAAACAGAUUUCAUGGAAUAUACGGGUAGAGCUAAUGUUACAGAUCCUGGAAAUAAAAAUAAAUUAAUAGAAGUAUAACUUGUAUCCUUAAGAACUAAACCAACUAUAGCAUGUGUAAAUAUAUUCAACUAAUUAAAUUAGGAAGUUUAUUCCUCAUGUUCUAGAACUUCUUUUGUCAAUUAAGUAUCAGCUAUGUAAUCACCUGGAGGAUUUUUCAAUUUUUUAGGAGAAUAAGCCAUGUAUUUAAAUUUAUUGAAUAUCUAAGUUCAUAAGGAUAAUAAUUUAUUACCUUUGAGUUUUAAGAACAUGAUUCUAUGAUUAUGGAUAAUACAUGGAUGUGCAAUCAUAAAUCAGAAAUUACCACUGUUGAUGAUAAUGGAAUUAUUCAUUAUUGGGAUCAAUAUGGAUAUGAACUUAAAUAACAAUGUUAAUGUAAUACUUGUGAAGAUAGUUGUGAUGCAAAUUAAAUUUUGUAUUAACCUACAGGAGUCUUAUAUGGAUUUGAGACAUCUUAUGUACUAUAUACAUGGCUAAUUGUUAUACUAUUUGCACUUGGUAUUACAAUCAUUAGAAAAUAUCAAAAAAAUAAAGUAGCUAUCGAAAAUUUAGAAAUUGGACUAAUUACAAGUUGA